AUGACUGGAGAGCGAUUGGAUACCAGCUUUGGUAACCGGCGGGCCUUAUCACCUUCUGCAACUUUCUCUCACGGUACACCCUCGACGGCACUCUUACCGAGCCCUGUAUUCGAAACUUUAGACGAUCAGCAGAACAGCGAGGCGUACGGUGUGCCUCGCCUGGAAGAAGGCGUUUCUCCUCUCGGCGCAAAAUUUAAGCAUAUUGGAGGAGAUUCAUCGCCACGAGACCUUGAUUGGGGUGGCUUUGGCGGCAGGGAUCCUUUUAACCAAAUCACUGGACAAGACGCUGUGAAUAGCCGCAAGAGAACUCGUUUAGCAAGUGGCUUUGAAACGUCUUUGUCUGACCCGGCCGCACUCAAACCACUGUCCGACCCUUCGAAUCGUCUCCCAUUGUCACAUCCUAACGGGGAAGACUCGGUACCUCGACCCGAAGAGCCACCGCCUAAAAGAGCGAGAAAGGUCCGGCGGCGAGACGCCGGACCCGCUGACCAAGGGCAAACAAUAACACCGCCAUCUUCGACCCACAAAAGGACAUCUCGGCGAAAGCCCGUCCCCAACAUCAAUACCGAACACGAGACCAUGCAGGAUGCUCAAGGAUUCCAUGAUUUUUCUGGGACAGGCGCCCCGGAUCCAAACGAUAUGCCUGUGUUCGUGACCUCGCCCGGUGACAUGUUUGCCUAUCCCUUGUCAGCACCGGCGUCGGCGUCUCUCUUUCCUGACCCAAACAUGUGGAAUAACAACGGCGGCUUUUCAGGCCUGGGCCUGGAUAUCGACUUUGGCGCCGCUGGCUCGGGUAUGCUGCAGGGUCAUCACACCUUGAGCCCAACGCAGCAUAUUUCCAUGGACCCAUCAGGUUGGGACGCGACGGCCCAGAUGUUCCAGGAUGCCAGCACACAGGCUCAAGAUGGACAGCUUGGACAAACCCAGGCAGAUGUGCAACAUACACAACCACAGCCCCAACCUCAGCAGCAACGGAGCACUUCGCGUUCGCAGAACAAGCAGCGACGCCCCACGAAACGUGAACGUCCACUUGCACCCAAGACAACCACAUCAAGCGGCGACAUAUCGUUCACUGCAGUAUCCGCUUCGCUCGAUCAGGUCUCUUUGGGCUUGGACAGCACAGAACUUUACCAAGGAUCCUUUGAUGACCCAUUUAGUGUAUCCCACACGAGUGACGGCGUGAAUCCUGGUUUGCUUCUCAGUAGACCCUCAUCAGUCAACAUGGACGGUCCGUCCCACAGGGUGCAGCCACAGACACACGUCUCUCUGAGCUCGGCUUCAUCGGGUGUGGUCCGGUCCUCCUCUCAGAUCCAAGAUUUUGGCAUAUCCAAAGCGUCUAUGCGCGAGCUGGCGCCCUCUAGGCCGGUAAGCAGCAGAGCAAACACAGUAAAUCCACCCGCAAAAACCAGUGUGGCUCGCCCUGCCGUGUCUAGGAGCUUCAGCGAACACAGAAGCCAGAAACGGACAGGUAGAGCUUCGGGAACCAACAAAAUGCCCGUUCUUGCACCAGCCACGCAAAGGCCCUUGCAACCUCCUCCCCACCUUCAACCGCAGCAGCCGCCGCAGCGGCCUCUCAGUCGACCUUCGUCAACCGGUAGCAUGCGAUCUUCAGGCCGGUCUUCACCAUUCAAAGACCACCACCACUCCCGUUUGUCGAGUUUGAACUCCAUCCCUGAGGCAUCCCCCCAGCCGCAGCUCGCGUUCAGGCCGACCCUCGCCAGGAUCACCGUAAACGCGGACGGACAUGCUAGCGUGGAGGAGGUAUUUCCAAGCAGACGGACGCGCUCGGCACGCUCGGGGCGCUCGGCUGAGGAGGAGUAUGACGACUAUGCGUCUUCGACCGAUGAUGAGGAGAUAGUGAUCCCGGCCAAAUGUAGAAGGCCUCGAUCAUAUGCCCUCCCGGACUCUUUGGAAGUUUCCGGUUCUAGGCCAAGGUGGCAGGAGACUGGUGGGCGGCUACUACCUCACGAAAUAUCUCUCCAGCAUGACGAAGAAAGCGAUGCCGAGACAGUGAUAAAUGACGGCGCUGGUGGUGCCGAGAGUGAACUCAGGAGACUGAGGCAGCGACAAACAGCGAAUCACGGCAGCCCAAAGAAGCUGAAAAUCUCGGCCACUCGCAGUUUCAGCGGACAUCAUUCACACCCUGCCUUGCUAUCCCCAGCGACAAUGACAGAGAUGAGCCUGCCGACGCCAUCGUCGCGAAACCGUGUUCGAUGCGUUUGCGCCGGUAGCCCUGGGGGCGAGCAAACAGUCGACGGGCUUAUGGUGCAAUGUCAAUCGUGCGAGAUGUGGCUUCACGGAAAGUGCAUCAACGUGAGCAAGCGCAACAUGCCGUCCGUGUACAUCUGCUCAUUCUGUGCCGAGACUCCGAGGAAUCGAAGGAAUGUGGCUCUGGGAGCAUCUUCACCUCUGGCGCACAAGUCCUUUGCCAAGUUUCGGUGA
This is a messenger RNA of Pyricularia pennisetigena, 2442 nucleotides long. RefSeq lists its product as uncharacterized. The coding region runs from base 1 to 2442 and encodes 813 amino acids. Lineage: Eukaryota; Fungi; Ascomycota; Sordariomycetes; Magnaporthales; Pyriculariaceae. The record is from RefSeq and is a predicted model, not a curated record. The transcript has 3 exons.